Messenger RNA from Monascus purpureus, 549 nucleotides. The record is from the annotation of a GenBank genome assembly. Lineage: Eukaryota; Fungi; Ascomycota; Eurotiomycetes; Eurotiales; Aspergillaceae.
AUGGGAGGCUCAUUAUCACGCCUAUGGUCUUUGAUCUGGACCAAAAAGGAAAUCCGAAUCCUCAUCCUCGGACUUGACAACGCCGGAAAAACCACACUCCUUUACAGACUAAAGAUUGGCGAGGUUGUAACAACGAUACCCACAAUUGGAUUCAACGUCGAGUCGGUGACAUAUAAGAAUUUAAACUUCAACGUCUGGGAUCUAGGAGGCCAAACAUCUAUUCGUCCGUACUGGCGGUGCUAUUAUGCGAACACGGCAGCAGUCAUCUUCGUCAUUGACUCCACGGAUAUUGAGCGGUUGAGUACGGCUGCAGAUGAACUAUCAGCGAUGCUGAAUGAGGAGGAGCUUCGCGAUGCGGCCCUCUUGGUAUUCGCCAACAAACAGGAUCAGCCUGGAGCCAAGGGCGCAGGUGAAAUCUCGGAAGCUCUUAAGCUGGGAGAGCUCCGAGACCGGAACUGGAGCAUUGUCGCCUGCUCUGCUAUAGAUGGGAAAGGUAUCACUGAGGGUAUGGACUGGUUGGCGCAAACCAUUCAGUCGGAAAAUGCAUAA